GCCCGCGCCCACGCCCGACAUGCCGAAGAUCAUCUCGUUGGACGUGAAGUGCGAGAAGAGCCUGAUGAAAGUUUACCUAGGCUUCGACAAACCGUUCUACGGUAUAGUGUUCAGCAAAGGGCAUUACAGCAACGUUAACUGCGUCCACUUGCCGGCCGGUUUAGGGCGCACCUCGGUCAACUUCGAGAUCAGUAUUCACGCGUGUGGCACGG
Messenger RNA from Apis dorsata (giant honeybee), 212 nucleotides. RefSeq lists its product as uncharacterized. The annotation marks the transcript as partial. The transcript has a single exon. The record is from RefSeq and is a predicted model, not a curated record. Lineage: Eukaryota; Metazoa; Arthropoda; Insecta; Hymenoptera; Apidae.